AUGGCAGCCCUUCAAAAGAAUAAGAAGACUUUUGAUGAACAAUUUCCCCGCGAUGAGAUCAAAAAGAAGAUCAAAGAAUUCAUCAUGGAGUAUUUUAAACACGACGACAACGGUGAUAAGGUUUUCAAAUACCGGGAUCAAGUUUUCCGCAUUUUUGAGCGCGAGGAAGUCACUCUCUUUGUCGAUUUGGAUGACUUGCAAGAACUCUAUCCAGAAAUUGUUGAAGCACUUCAGCAGAAUACUGUCCGUCUUCGUGAAAUGUUUUGUGAAGCAUUGGACGAACUUCGAUCUGAAUAUUUGGGAAAUCGAGAGCCGCCGGUUCGUGAUGCACUUGAUGCUUUCAUCUAUCAACGCGUGCAAAUGGACCGCUCCCAUGCAACCGAACAAGCUGACCGAGGUGAUGCCGCUAGAGCUCAUCGAUAUCCACCACAACUGAUGCGCCGAUUUGAGAUUUCCUUCCGUCCCUUUUCUGAUGCGAAAGCCCUGUCUGUUCGUCAACUAAAAGCAGAUCAAGUAGGCCAUCUCGUUUGCGUGGAAGGUAUCGUUAUUCGAGCGACAGAAGUGAAACCAAAGGCAGAAGUGAUUACCUACACAUGCGACACCUGUUCGGCUGAAGUUUAUCAUGCGGUGAGCGGGCCACAAUAUAUGCCUCAAGUGAAUUGUAUUAGCAAAGAAUGUACAGAGGGUCGCGGUAAUGGUCGACUUCACAUGCAAGUUCGCGGGUCGAAAUUUAUGAAAUAUCAAGAGCUGAAGAUACAAGAAUUGAGUCAUCAAGUCCCAAUUGGCUCGAUUCCGCGCUUAUUGACUGUUCAAGUUGUGGGAGAGAUGACGCGAGGAUGUCAGCCUGGAGAUCACGUCAAAAUUGCAGGAGUUUUUCUUCCUGUAAUGCAAAAAGGUCCACACGCUCCAGGUACAGGAACAUUGGUUCACGACACCUAUCUGGAGGCUUAUUUUGUCGAUCCAGUCAAUCGAGAAGACUUGAAAGCUAUCGAUCUUGAAGGGGACAUUUCUGAGGAAGAAAUGAGACGUUUGGGAGAUAGCUCAUUCUACAAUUUGGCUGCUUAUUCGAUUGCUCCCGAUAUCUAUGGUCAUUUGGACGUGAAGAAGUCAUUGUUGCUUGCUUUGGUUGGUGGAUGCGACACGAACGCUGAAGGGAUGAAAAUCCGAGGAGCCUUGAACGUUCUCCUAAUGGGAGACCCUGGUCUCGCUAAAUCGCAACUCCUUGGUUAUGUGGACAGACUGGCCGUUCGUUCUCAAUACACAACUGGGCGCGGAUCAUCGGGUGUUGGUCUUACGGCAGCUGUAAUGAAAGAUCCAAUGACUGGAGAAAUGAUGCUAGAAGGGGGAGCUUUGGUGCUUGCCGAUAAUGGAAUCUGUUGCAUUGACGAGUUUGACAAAAUGCUAGACGGCGAUCGCACGGCGAUUCACGAGGUGAUGGAACAGCAAACGAUCUCGAUUGCGAAAGCCGGAAUUAUGACUACCCUCAAUGCAAGGGUUUCCAUCAUAGCGGCUGCAAAUCCGGCUUAUGGACGAUACAAUCCUCGUCGCACGAUUGAACAAAAUAUCAAUCUCCCAGCAGCUCUUCUUUCAAGAUUUGAUAUGCUGUGGGUGAUGCGUGAUAUGCCAAGUCGUGAAUCGGAUCUCCAGGUUGCUAAACAUAUCACUUAUGUCCAUUUCAAAGGAGCCCCACCCCCACGAAAGGGUUUGGAACCUUUCAGUAUGGAUACGCUCAGAAAGUACAUCGCUGCUUGUAAAGCAAAGAACCCGGUGAUGGAACGAGAAUUGACGGACCGCCUGAUUGAACUCUAUGUGGAUUUGCGCAAAGAGUCACGCGAAAGCGAUGACUCCACAUUCACUUCACCCAGGAUUCUUCUUUCCGUCAUUAGGAUGGCGACGGCUUGCGCUCGUGUACAUUUGCGAGAUCGUGUCACGGAGUCGGACCUUGAUGAAGCGAUUCGUUUGAUGACUGCCAGCAAGGACAGUAUGAGAACGGAGCAAACUCAACAUAUUCAUCGCGGAACUCCAGUCGAUCAAGCAUUCUCGAUUCUUCGCGAACUUUCAGCGGCUAAUAAACACGAGCCCGUUUCACUGGACCAACUUGCUAUUAAAUGUGCUCGAAAGGGUAUCUCGGAAGAAAUCUUGAAAGAAUGUCUCGAUUUCUACACAACGGGCGGGUUGAUCAUGAUGGAUCGUACAAACAAGAUUCACUUUGUUAUGAAU
Messenger RNA from Mesorhabditis belari, 2220 nucleotides. The record is from the annotation of a GenBank genome assembly. NCBI's taxonomy places the organism in Eukaryota, Metazoa, Nematoda, Chromadorea, Rhabditida, Rhabditidae.